UGGCAGAAAACAGACGGCAGUUUCUGAGCUCUGUAGUCAACCAGUGCUGUUGAAUACACUCAGAGCAUGAACGCACACUUGGGCAGGUGAAGAGUUGUGAUACUGAGACACCAGGACAGCCGCAGACGGCGGGAUUCAGGAUGAAAAAUCUGGCUUAUCAACCGGUGUUUCCCAUCGGGAACAAACACCUACAGCCGAAAUGGGACAAGGCUUCAUAUGAUUUACACAGAAGAAAGGUGAAGUCUGCUAAAGCAACAAUAAACAUGGCUCCACCGAAGACAUACAGUCACCUGACUCUCAAUCUGAAGAAACAAAAGCUUGAAGAGGAGUGGAAAAUGAAGAUUCAGAGGGAAAACCACAUGCUGAGCGAGAAGAUAUCUCACAUUAUGAGGACAACUGGAGGAGUUGAAAGCAGGAAUUACUACGACAGAAAAAGCCUUGCCAACGAGAAGCGACAGCUGGAGUUGCUCCGCAUUACCAAGGAGAAUCAAAUGAUCCUGUUUCGCCUGAGCCGGUGCAGGCCACAUUAUAAUGUGUGGGCCUGGCAUGAGGACUGGCUCAAAACUCUUAAGAUGAUGGACAGCAUUGCACGCAUCCCACGUAGAAGAGCGAAUCUACAGAAGGGACAAGAAAACCCCUGCAAGAAAAGCAGUGACUGUAAUAAAGAAAAAAAGAUGAGCACUAAUGCAACCACACACGCCCCUGCAAGCAACAAGUCAAAUGAUAAAGGAGAUUCUGAAGAAAAGAAGAGAGAAACCAACGGGAAUGAGGAUGCAGGAAUGGAGAAGGUUACAAAACAUGACCUUAAUCCAGAUGUGGUUGAGAAAUCCAUUGAUCUGGAUACAGAUGAGAAUCCUGAUCCUGCUGCAAAGUCCUCCACUCCCAGCACCACUCACACACCGACAACACACAAACAGGAAACAACAAGUACAGAAGAAGUAUGAUUUUUUUGUGGUUGUUUGUUUUGUUUUGCAAACCUUCUGCACCACAUGAGUCUCAACCACAUAUGGAUCUUUAUACAACGAUAGUUAUGUUUUGUAUUGACACACAGUGGUACUUAGCAUAGAUUGUGUACCAAGGUAGUUUUUCAAACACAACGGUUUAAAAUUCAAUGAAUAAUGUGUGAUAACUUUUUCUGUGACCUGUUUUUUUUUAUAUAUAUAAUAAUGAAAUAAAUACAUUGAA
This is a messenger RNA of Mugil cephalus (flathead mullet), 1185 nucleotides long. It is a transcript of the gene cfap97d2, whose product is annotated as CFAP97 domain containing 2. The coding region runs from base 141 to 944 and encodes 267 amino acids. The record is from RefSeq and is a predicted model, not a curated record. The transcript is spliced from 6 exons. NCBI's taxonomy places the organism in Eukaryota, Metazoa, Chordata, Actinopteri, Mugiliformes, Mugilidae.